AUGUCGUCUAAGUACUGUUUAUUACCGGGUUUCCCCCAGCCUGAUGUGUGGUGGACGGACUCCAUUGGAGGAGACAUCUCCAAUCCGAGCCACAGCUGUAUCAGCCUGGACAGCAGGGGGCGCUAUGAGGUCCACAGCUCCAUGGAGGUCAAGCCAAACAUGGUCAGCGGAUCAUGCCCAGUGGGGCGGGAGUUCAUUACUGCCUUUAUGCCUAACUAUUUGCUGAGCUACCAUGAUGAUCAGAGUCUUCAACUGGCCAUAACCACACAGGAUUAUCCAGCCGUUGUUCAAAUUCAGGUCAAUGCAAUCGGCUUCUCCACCUCAGUGAAAAUAGAGAAACAGAACACCAAAUGGAUUGCCAUACCUGGUAAUGCUGAAAUUGGGGGUCCAGGAGCUUCCACCAAAACAGUGCAGGUCACCUCCAACUCUGACAUCUCGGUGGUGGCCUUCAACUACAAGUUCUCGACCGGAGACAGCAGUGUGGUCUUUCCAACUGACCAGCUGGGUACUGACUAUGUGGUCUUCACCCCCGAUGAGGGUCCAAGCAACAUGCACAAGCUUAUGUCUAUUAUCAAUGGAAAAGAGCCCAACAAGAUCACGAUCAUCCCUGUCUCCAACAUAAAUCUCAGUGGCGUGGAUUCCUGGAAGCAAAGACAGGCGGUGAUUGUUACCAUGGACCCAUACCAGGUCUACCUCUACCAAAGCGACACCACUUUCACUGGGACCAGGGUCAAAGCCAAGCUCCCUGUGGCGGUCCUGGGGGGACACGAGUGCGUUGCAGAUGGAGGCCGCUGCAAUCACGUCUACGAACAACUGCUACCAGUACAGAGCCUCUCCACCAAUUACCUGGUUCCUUCCAUGCACAUGACCCAAUCAACAGACUUUGUCAACAUUGUGGCCUCAGAGGACAACACUCUAGUGAAGAUCUUUGAGGGAAAGGUAUCCACUGCUAAAGAGCUGAAUGCGGGGCAGGCAUAUGUGGUUUCUGUUCAACCCAAAUUUCCGCUGAUCAUCAGAAGUGAUAAGAAAGUCAUGGUGAUGUACUUCAGCAACAACAAGCCCUACGAUCCGUUCCUCACCAACAUCCUCCCAAUGUCUGAUCUGGCCAACGAGUGGUCGGUGGACACGCAGAGCAAAUUCGAGAGCACAUUGGUCAUUGUCUCCGAGGGGGAAGGGAUCAACACCGUUAAAGUCUGCACUGCCCCACCCACUCCACCAGUAGACCCCUGUGAGAAGGUCAAAUGCAGAGAAAAGGAAGAAUGUACAAAGGGGGUUUGUGUCCACAUCUCCAAAGCAACGUGCAGGGCUGUGGGUGACCCCCACUACCUCACCUUUGAUGGGGAGCGGUUUGACUUCCAGGGCACCUGCUCUUACGUCAUGGCCACGGUUGUUAAAUCUGAACCUGGCCUCAUCCCGUUCACUGUCCUGACCAAGAACAACCACAGAGGGAACAAUAGGGUGUCUUUCGUGAGGAAAGUCUCAGUCACGGUCUAUGGGCUGACUGUUGUGAUCAGCACGCAUAAAGGGAAGGUUGAGGUGAAUGGUGAGAAUGUCUACCUACCUGUGACCCUAGCCAGGGGAAACCUAACGGUGGUGUAUAGUGGCAGCUAUGCUGUUCUGAAGACAAACUUUGGCCUGAAGGUUAUGUACGACUGGAACAUGAAGUUCUACAUCACUGUCCCCAGCAGCUACUUCCGCACCCUGGGUGGGCUCUGUGGGAACUACAACGGGGAUCACAACGACGAGUUCACUAACCCCAAAGGUAACAAGGAACCCACAGUGGUGAAGUUUGCCCAGAGCUGGAGAACUGAAGAUGGCGACUUGUUCUGUCAUGAUGACUGCCAAGGGGAAUGUCCUAGCUGCACUCCGACUCUCCAACAGAAAUACAAGGGAGAGAAGUUAUGUGGUCUCUUGGCCAAAAAAGAUGGCCCAUUUGCAAGCUGCCACAAGGUCCUGGACCCAGGCGUGUUCAUGGACAACUGUGUGUAUGACGUCUGCAUCAAUAAAGGCAUCUACCAGUUCCUCUGUGAGAACAUCAAAAGCUACAAUGAUGCCUGCUUGGCUGAGGGGGUCAAAAUUAGCCCUGAGUGGAGGACAAUCACUGGAUGCCAUCUAGAUGCCGAAGCAAAGUGCAAGGAACCCUGUGUGGAGACCUGUCAAUGCAACAAGGGCUUUGUCCUCAGUGGAGACAAAUGCAUCUCCAAGGAGAGCUGUGGCUGCUCUUAUGAAGGACGAUACUACCCGUCAGGAAUGAAGUUCUGGGAAGAUGACAAAUGCACAAAGCAGUGUGAAUGCAAUCCAGGAACAGCCAAGGUUGAAUGCAAAGCAACAGCAUGCAAGAAAUCAGAGGUGUGUGGCCUGCAGAGUGGUAAGAGAGAUUGCUACCCAACAUCGUAUGCCACCUGCCAAGGUUCAGGCGACCCCCACUACCGCACGUUUGAUGGCAAGAGGUUUGACUUCCAGGGAACGUGUACUUACGUUCUCUCCAAAUUGGUCAGCAAAGACGACAGAUCUCUGACACAUUUUGAGGUGCUUGUAAAGAAUCAGAAUAGGGGGAGGAACACGGCAGUGUCUUACACAAAGACAGUCACCAUCACUGUCUUCAAAAACAUCAUCAUCAUGAGUAGGGACAACCCUGGCAAAGUAUUGGUCAACAACCAGUAUGUGAACUUGCCAUUUGAUGUAGAAGAUGGCCAACUGUCCAUCUUCCGCAGUGGGUAUUUCGGGGUGGUGAAGACCAAAUUUGGCCUGACACUGAAGUUCAACUGGAACAGCCACGUCUCCCUAACCCUCCCCAGCUCCUACUCAGACCUCAUCGGAGGGCUCUGCGGAAACUGGAAUGGCCAACGGAACGACAAUCUCCUCAAACCAGACAAGAGCCCUGCUAACACCCCGACAGUAUUCGGGGACAGCUGGAAAGUGGGGAACGACGCUGGCUGCUCCAGCGACUGCGACGGCAAGAAGUGCCCCACCUGUGACCACAGCCUGAUGCUUGAUUACCAAACAGGGAAAUAUUGCGGCAGGAUCACAGACAAAAACGGUCCGUUCAAGCACUGCCACGCCAAGGUGGACCCCAGAGAGUACUAUGAGGACUGUGUGUUUGAUAUGUGUCUGUACCGUGGCCAUGCCUCUGCCCUCUGUAACGCCCUCAGCACCUACACCACUGCCUGCCAGGAUGCCCCUGCCAAGGUGGAACAGUGGAGGUCGGACAGCUUCUGUCCAUCUUCCUGUAAGGCCAACAGCCACUAUGAGGUGUGUGCCUCAGGCUGCCCCCAGACCUGCAGUGGCCUCGAUGAGCCUGAGAGCUGUGAGAACUCCCUGUGCACUGAGGGAUGUGUCUGUGACGAAGGGUUCAUACUGAGCGACAGCGAGUGUGUGCUGCUGGCUGAAUGUGGCUGCGUUCACCAAGGCCAGUACUACCAGAUGGGCCAGGUGUUCUUCCCCAACGGCCAGUGCAAAGAGCGCUGUGUGUGUAACAAGAAUGGAGAUGUGGAGUGUAAUGUAAAAUUUGCCUGCGGUCCCAAUGAGAAGUGCCAGGUCCAAGACGGGGUGCAGGCCUGUGUACCCAUUAGCACGGGCACCUGCCAUGUGAGCGGGGCCAGGAGAUUCCACUCGUUCGAUGGCAGCUGCUUCAGCCUACACGGGGACUGUGUGUACAAAAUGUCGGAGGUUGUGGAGAAAGACGGAUCGAUGGCUCCAUUUGUUGUGUCAGUGCAGCAGUUGACCAAAAUGGAUGAUGCAAUGGUCACCAGGAGGGUGGAUGACGUUACAGCAAAUCUCCCACUGUCACUCGGAGAUGGAAAGGUCAGGGCCUACCAGAACGGCAUUAACAUUGUCGUGGUAACAGACUUUGGCUUGAUGGUGACCUACGACACAGUUGCUGGCGCCAUCAUACAUCUUCCAUCCACUUACAAAGGUGUUACCGGUGGUCUCUGUGGGAACUAUAAUGACAAGAAGGAGGAUGACUUCCUGCUGCCCAGUGGGCUGCAGGAGCCGUCUGUGGAGAAGUUUGCAGCAGGGUGGUUGGUGGUUCAGGAAGGGGUCAAAUGUCAGACAGGAUGUGACGGUGGCUUGAAGUGUCCUCCCACCAGUGGACCCCCACCGGCUUGUAGCAUCAUAAAGUCAACCAAGGGCCCAUUUGCCCAAUGCCAUGCUGUUGUGCCACCACAAGAGCACUUUGAGGAGUGCAUGAAGGAGGGAGAGGAUCUGACGUGUCCAUCUAACAGUCACUAUGAGUUGUGUGCCGACACCUGUUCUUCUACCUGUGACUCUCUCAGUGAGUCUCCAAAAUGCCCACUAUGCCAGGAGGGCUGCCAGUGUGACGAUGGAUUUGUGUUUGAUGGUGGCAAGUGUGUCCUACUGGAGAACUGUGGCUGUGUGGUUGAUGGACACUAUUACAAGUCUGGCCAGUCUGUGAUCCUGGGCAACUGUUCUGAGACCUGCAGCUGUGCCGCAGGAGUGUUCACCUGCAAGAACUCCCAGUGCAAAGAGGGCCAGAAAUGUGGGAUGAAGAAUGGAAUCAUGGACUGCUACAGCACAGACCCCUGUGAGGACACUGAGUGCCGUGAGAAAGAAAACUGUGUGGUGAUGAACAAUAAGGCAGUAUGUGUGGCCCAGUCCAAGGCCACCUGCAGGGCUGUGGGUGACCCCCACUACCUCACCUUUGAUGGGGAGCGGUUUGACUUCCAGGGCACCUGCUCUUAUGUCAUGGCCACGGUUGUUAAAUCUGAACCUGGUCUCACCCCGUUCACUGUCCUGACCAAGAACAACCACAGAGGGAACAAGAGGGUGUCUUUCGUGAGGAAAGUCUCAGUCACGGUCUAUGGGCUGACUGUUGUGAUCAGCACGCAUAAAGGGACGGUUGAGGUGAAUGGUGAGAAUGUCUACCUGCCUGUGACCCUAGCCAGGGGAAACCUAACGGUGGUGUAUAGUGGCAGCUAUGCUGUUCUGAAGACAAACUUUGGCUUGAAAGUUAUGUACGACUGGAACAUGAAGUUCUACAUCACUGUCCCCAGCAGCUACUUCGGCACCCUGGGUGGGCUCUGUGGGAACUACAACGGGGAUCACAACGACGAGUUCACUAACCCCAAAGGUAACAAGGAACCCACAGUGGUGAAGUUUGCCCAGAGCUGGAGAACUGAAGAUGGCGACUUGUUCUGUCAUGAUGACUGCCAAGGGGAAUGUCCUAGCUGCACUCCGACUCUCCAACAGAAAUACAAGGGAGAGAAGUUAUGUGGUCUCUUGGACAAAAAAGAUGGCCCAUUUGCAAGCUGCCACAAGGUCCUGGACCCAGGCGUGUUCAUGGACAACUGUGUGUAUGACGUCUGCAUCAAUAAAGGCAUCUACCAGUUCCUCUGUGAGAACAUCAAAAGCUACAAUGAUGCCUGCUUGGCUGAGGGGGUCAAAAUUAGCCCUGAGUGGAGGACAAUCACUGGAUGCCCACUGGAAUGUCCGUCAAACAGCUAUUACGAGGCGUGUGGCACAGCUUGCCCUGCCUCUUGUUCAGAUCUAGAUGCCGAAGCAAAGUGCAAGGAACCCUGUGUGGAGACCUGUCAAUGCAACAAGGGCUUUGUCCUCAGUGGAGACAAAUGCAUCUCCAAGGAGAGCUGUGGCUGCUCUUAUGAAGGACGAUACUACCCGUCUGGAAUGAAGUUCUGGGAAGAUGACAAAUGCACAAAGCAGUGUGAAUGCAAUCCAGGAACAGCCAAGGUUGAAUGCAAAGCAACAGCAUGCAAGAAAUCAGAGGUGUGUGGCCUGCAGAGUGGUAAGAGAGAUUGCUACCCAACAUCGUAUGCCACCUGCCAAGGUUCAGGCGACCCCCACUACCGCACGUUUGAUGGCAAGAGGUUUGACUUCCAGGGAACGUGUACUUACGUUCUCUCCAAAUUGGUCAGCAAAGACGACAGAUCUCUGACACAUUUUGAGGUGCUUGUAAAGAAUCAGAAUAGGGGGAGGAACACGGCAGUGUCUUACACAAAGACAGUCACCAUCACUGUCUUCAAAAACAUCAUCAUCAUGAGUAGGGACAACCCUGGCAAAGUAUUGGUCAACAACCAGUAUGUGAACUUGCCAUUUGAUGUAGAAGAUGGUCAACUGUCCAUCUUCCGCAGUGGGUAUUUCGGGGUGGUGAAGACCAAAUUUGGCCUGACACUGAAGUUCAACUGGAACAGCCACGUCUCCCUAACCCUCCCCAGCUCCUACUCAGACCUCAUAGGAGGGCUCUGCGGAAACUGGAAUGGCCAACGGAACGACAAUCUCCUCAAACCAGACAAGAGCCCUGCUAACACCCCGACAGUAUUCGGGGACAGCUGGAAAGUGGGGAACGACCCUGGCUGCUCCAGCGACUGCGACGGCAAGAAGUGCCCCACCUGUGACCACAGCCUGAUGCUUGAUUACCAAACAGGGAAAUAUUGCGGCAGGAUCACAGACAAAAACGGUCCGUUCAAGCACUGCCACGCCAAGGUGGACCCCAGAGAGUACUAUGAGGACUGUGUGUUUGAUAUGUGUCUGUACCGUGGCCAUGCCUCUGCCCUCUGUAACGCCCUCAGCACCUACACCACUGCCUGCCAGGAUGCCCCUGCCAAGGUGGAACAGUGGAGGUCGGACAGCUUCUGUCCAUCUUCCUGUAAGGCCAACAGCCACUAUGAGGUGUGUGCCUCAGGCUGCCCCCAGACCUGCAGUGGCCUCGAUGAGCCUGAGAGCUGUGAGAACUCCCUGUGCACUGAGGGAUGUGUCUGUGACGAAGGGUUCAUACUGAGCGACAGCGAGUGUGUGCUGCUGGCUGAAUGUGGCUGCGUUCACCAAGGCCAGUACUACCAGAUGGGCCAGGUGUUCUUCCCCAACGGCCAGUGCAAAGAGCGCUGUGUGUGUAACAAGAAUGGAGAUGUGGAGUGUAAUGUAAAAUUUGCCUGCGGUCCCAAUGAGAAGUGCCAGGUCCAAGAUGGGGUGCAGGCCUGUGUACCCAUUAGCACGGGCACCUGCCAUGUGAGCGGGGCCAGGAGAUUCCACUCGUUCGAUGGCAGCUGCUUCAGCCUACACGGGGACUGUGUGUACAAAAUGUCAGAGGUUGUGGAGAAAGACGGAUCGAUGGCUCCAUUUGUUGUGUCAGUGCAGCAGUUGACCAAAAUGGAUGAUGCAAUAGUCACCAGGAGGGUGGAUGACGUUACAGCAAAUCUCCCACUGUCACUCGGAGAUGGAAAGGUCAGGGCCUACCAGAACGGCAUUAACAUUGUCGUGGUAACAGACUUUGGCUUGAUGGUGACCUACGACACAGUUGCUGGCGCCAUCAUACAUCUUCCAUCCACUUACAAAGGUGUUACCGGUGGUCUCUGUGGGAACUAUAAUGACAAGAAGGAGGAUGACUUCCUGCUGCCCAGUGGGCUGCAGGAGCCGUCUGUGGAGAAGUUUGCAGCAGGGUGGUUGGUGGUUCAGGAAGGGGUCAAAUGUCAGACAGGAUGUGACGGUGGCUUGAAGUGUCCUCCCACCAGUGGACCCCCACCGGCUUGUAGCAUCAUAAAGUCAACCAAGGGUCCAUUUGCCCAAUGCCAUGCUGUUGUGCCACCACAAGAGCACUUUGAGGAGUGCAUGAAGGAGGGAGAGGCUCUGACGUGUCCAGCUAACAGUCACUAUGAGUUGUGUGCCGACACCUGUUCUUCUACCUGUGACUCUCUCAGUGAGUCUCCAAAAUGCCCACUAUGCCAGGAGGGCUGCCAGUGUGACGAUGGCUUUGUGUUUGAUGGUGGCAAGUGUGUCCUACUGGAGAACUGUGGCUGUGUGGUUGAUGGACACUAUUACAAGUCUGGCCAGUCUGUGGUCCUGGGCAACUGUUCUGAGACCUGCAGCUGUGCCGCAGGAGUGUUCACCUGCAAGAACUCCCAGUGCAAAGAGGGCCAGAAAUGUGGGAUGAAGAAUGGAGUCAUGGACUGCUACAGCACAGACCCCUGUGAGGACACUGAGUGCCGUGAGAAAGAAAACUGUGUGGUGAUGAACAAUAAGGCGGUAUGUGUGGCCCAGUCCAAGGCCACCUGCAGGGCUGUGGGUGACCCCCACUACCUCACCUUUGAUGGGGAGCGGUUUGACUUCCAGGGCACCUGCUCUUACGUCAUGGCCACGGUUGUUAAAUCUGAACCUGGUCUCACCCCGUUCACUGUCCUGACCAAGAACAACCACAGAGGGAACAAGAGGGUGUCUUUCGUGAGGAAAGUCUCAGUCACGGUCUAUGGGCUGACUGUUGUGAUCAGCACGCAUAAAGGGAAGGUUGAGGUGAAUGGUGAGAAUGUCUACCUGCCUGUGACCCUAGCCGGGGGAAACCUAACGGUGGUGUAUAGUGGCAGCUAUGCUGUUCUGAAGACAAACUUUGGCCUGAAGGUUAUGUACGACUGGAACAUGAAGUUCUACAUCACUGUCCCCAGCAGCUACUUCCGCACCCUGGGUGGGCUCUGUGGGAACUACAACGGGGAUCACAACGACGAGUUCACUAACCCCAAAGGUAACAAGGAACCCACAGUGGUGAAGUUUGCCCAGAGCUGGAGAACUGAAGAUGGCGACUUGUUCUGUCAUGAUGACUGCCAAGGGGAAUGUCCUAGCUGCACUCCGACUCUCCAACAGAAAUACAAGGGAGAGAAGUUAUGUGGUCUCUUGGCCAAAAAAGAUGGCCCAUUUGCAAGCUGCCACAAGGUCCUGGACCCAGGCGUGUUCAUGGACAACUGUGUGUAUGACGUCUGCAUCAAUAAAGGCAUCUACCAGUUCCUCUGUGAGAACAUCAAAAGCUACAAUGAUGCCUGCUUGGCUGAGGGGGUCAAAAUUAGCCCUGAGUGGAGGACAAUCACUGGAUGCCAUCUAGAUGCCGAAGCAAAGUGCAAGGAACCCUGUGUGGAGACCUGUCAAUGCAACAAGGGCUUUGUCCUCAGUGGAGACAAAUGCAUCUCCAAGGAGAGCUGUGGCUGCUCUUAUGAAGGACGAUACUACCCGUCAGGAAUGAAGUUCUGGGAAGAUGACAAAUGCACAAAGCAGUGUGAAUGCAAUCCAGGAACAGCCAAGGUUGAAUGCAAAGCAACAGCAUGCAAGAAAUCAGAGGUGUGUGGCCUGCAGAGUGGUAAGAGAGAUUGCUACCCAACAUCGUAUGCCACCUGCCAAGGUUCAGGCGACCCCCACUACCGCACGUUUGAUGGCAAGAGGUUUGACUUCCAGGGAACGUGUACUUACGUUCUCUCCAAAUUGGUCAGCAAAGACGACAGAUCUCUGACACAUUUUGAGGUGCUUGUAAAGAAUCAGAAUAGGGGGAGGAACACGGCAGUGUCUUACACAAAGACAGUCACCAUCACUGUCUUCAAAAACAUCAUCAUCAUGAGUAGGGACAACCCUGGCAAAGUAUUGGUCAACAACCAGUAUGUGAACUUGCCAUUUGAUGUAGAAGAUGGUCAACUGUCCAUCUUCCGCAGUGGGUAUUUCGGGGUGGUGAAGACCAAAUUUGGCCUGACACUGAAGUUCAACUGGAACAGCCACGUCUCCCUAACCCUCCCCAGCUCCUACUCAGACCUCAUCGGAGGGCUCUGCGGAAACUGGAAUGGCCAACGGAACGACAAUCUCCUCAAACCAGACAAGAGCCCUGCUAACACCCCGACAGUAUUCGGGGACAGCUGGAAAGUGGGGAACGACCCUGGCUGCUCCAGCGACUGCGACGGCAAGAAGUGCCCCACCUGUGACCACAGCCUGAUGCUUGAUUACCAAACAGGGAAAUAUUGCGGCAGGAUCACAGAAAAAAAAGGUCCGUUCAAGCACUGCCACGCCAAGGUGGACCCCAGAGAGUACUAUGAGGACUGUGUGUUUGAUAUGUGUCUGUAUCGUGGCCAUGCCUCUGCCCUCUGUAACGCCCUCAGCACCUACACCACUGCCUGCCAGGAUGCCCCUGCCAAGGUGGAACAGUGGAGGUCGGACAGCUUCUGUCCAUCUUCCUGUAAGGCCAACAGCCACUAUGAGGUGUGUGCCUCAGGCUGCCCCCAGACCUGCAGUGGCCUCGAUGAGCCUGAGAGCUGUGAGAACUCCCUGUGCACUGAGGGAUGUGUCUGUGACGAAGGGUUCAUACUGAGCGACAGCGAGUGUGUGCUGCUGGCUGAAUGUGGCUGCGUUCACCAAGGCCAGUACUACCAGAUGGGCCAGGUGUUCUUCCCCAACGGCCAGUGCAAAGAGCGCUGUGUGUGUAACAAGAAUGGAGAUGUGGAGUGUAAUGUAAAAUUUGCCUGCGGUCCCAAUGAGAAGUGCCAGGUCCAAGAUGGGGUGCAAGCCUGUGUACCCAUUAGCACGGGCACCUGCCAUGUGAGCGGGGCCAGGAGAUUCCACUCGUUCGAUGGCAGCUGCUUCAGCCUACACGGGGACUGUGUGUACAAAAUGUCAGAGGUUGUGGAGAAAGACGGAUCGAUGGCUCCAUUUGUUGUGUCAGUGCAGCAGUUGACCAAAAUGGAUGAUGCAAUGGUCACCAGGAGGGUGGAUGACGUAACAGCAAAUCUCCCACUGUCACUCGGAGAUGGAAAGGUCAGGGCCUUCCAGAACGGCAUUAACAUUGUCGUGGUAACAGACUUUGGCUUGAUGGUGACCUACGACACAGUUGCUGGCGCCAUCAUACAUCUUCCAUCCACUUACAAAGGUGUUACCGGUGGUCUCUGUGGGAACUAUAAUGACAAGAAGGAGGAUGACUUCCUGCUGCCCAGUGGGCUGCAGGAGCCGUCUGUGGAGAAGUUUGCAGCAGGGUGGUUGGUGGUUCAGGAAGGGGUCAAAUGUCAGACAGGAUGUGACGGUGGCUUGAAGUGUCCUCCCACCAGUGAAUCCCCACCGGCUUGUAGCAUCAUAAAGUCAACCAAGGGUCCAUUUGCCCAAUGCCAUGCUGUGGUGCCACCACAAGAGCACUUUGAGGAGUGCAUGAAGGAGGGAGAGGCUCUGACGUGUCCAGCUAACAGUCACUAUGAGUUGUGUGCCGACACCUGUUCUUCUACCUGUGACUCUCUCAGUGAGUCUCCAAAAUGCCCACUAUGCCAGGAGGGCUGCCAGUGUGACAACGGAUUUGUGUUUGAUGGUGGCAAGUGUGUCCUACUGGAGAACUGUGGCUGUGUGGUUGAUGGACACUAUUACAAGUCUGGCCAGUCUGUGAUGCUGGGCAACUGUUCUGAGACCUGCAGCUGUGCAGCAGGAGUGUUCACCUGCAAGAACUCCCAGUGCAAAGAGGGCCAGAAAUGUGGGAUGAAGAAUGGAGUCAUGGACUGCUACAGCACAGACCCCUGUGAGGACACUGAGUGCCGUGAGAAAGAGAACUGUGUGGUGAUGAACAAUAAGGCGAUAUGUGUGGCCCAGUCCAAGGCCUACUGCUGGUUGUUCGGUGACCCUCACUACAGCACGUUCGAUGGCCAGCCCUUCUCCUUCAUGGGUACCUGCUCCUACAUUCUGGUGAAUACGACGGGCAAAGAUCCCUCCCUGCCUCAGUUCAGCAUCCAGACUAAGAACGAGCUGCGAGUCAACUCCAAAGGCUCCUUCCUCAAAUCAGCCAACAUAGACCUGAGUGGUCACAGGAUCACCAUUCUCACUGGCCAAAGAGGGACAGUGGAGAUUGAUGGCAUUAGGUCUGACCUCCCUGUGAGUUUGGAGUCUGGCAACAUCCAAAUCACAGAGUCUGGUAUCCAAGGGACCAUCCAGACAGAUGUUGGCCUGAAGAUCACUUUUGACUGGACCGCCUUCUUCAUGGUGACCAUCAGCAGCAGUUACUACGACAACCUCGGUGGCAUUUGUGGCAACUACAAUGGUAACAAAACAGAUGACUUCACCACUCCCACAGGUGUGCUUUCGGCAAAUACCACGGCGUGGGUGGCAUCCUGGAGCAUUGCUGACGGUGAUCCAUUCUGCUGGCAUGUCUGUAACGGCAACUGCCCCACGUGCUCAGAUGCAGACCGGGCACUUUACACUGGACCACAGUACUGUGGUUUGAUGACAGAUGGAGGGGGCCCAUUUCACCAGUGUCAUAAGAAAGUGCAGGUGAAGAAGUUUGCCUCAGACUGCCUCUAUGAUGUGUGUCUGAAUGAGGGUCGUCAGGAGGUGUUGUGUGAGGCCUUGGCUAACUACGUGGCCGAAUGUCAGCAGGCUGGGGUUGUAGUCUCACCGCUGUGGAGAAAGGCCUCCAACUGCCCCCUGGCUUGCCCAUACCACAGCCACUAUGAGCAAUGUGGCACUGCCUGCCCUGCUACCUGUGCCAUUCCCAAUGUCCCCGAGAUCUGUUCCAAAGUCUGUGUGGAGGGCUGCCAGUGCGAUAAGGGUUACGUGCUCAGUGGUGAACACUGUGUCGUCAAGGAGUCAGGGUGUGGCUGUACAUACAAUGACCACUACUACCUGCCUGAAGAAACCUUCUGGGAGGGCAAUACAUGUCAGAGUAAGUGUUUGUGCUACGGAGCCACACAGCAGUUGGUGUGUAUGCCUAGGAAGUGCAAGGCUAGUGAGCACUGUGCAGUGGUCAACGGGGUUCAGGACUGCUACCCCCUCAGCUUCAAGACCUGCUCAGCACAGGGGGACCCCCACUUCCGCACCUUUGAUGGGAAGCGCUUCGACUUCCAGGGAAACUGUAUCUACAAGCUGGCGGGGGUCUGCUCCAAAGAUCCCGAUCUGGAGAGCUUUGAGGUGACUCUGGAGAACAACAACAGGGGCAGCACCAGAGUCUCUUACGCCAAGGUGGUGACUGUCAUUGUGUUGGGAAGUAGUUACACCAUCACAGGUGAUUAUCACGGCAAAGUUCUGGUGAACGAUGUCCUGACGUCUCUGCCAUACUACUCCAACAACACUGAGGUUCAGAUCUACAGAAACAGACGUUUUGCUGUGCUGGAGACUCAUUUCGGUCUCAAGGUCUCCUUCGACUGGUCCAGCGAGGUGAGGGUGAAGGUCCCGAGCACCUACCACAACGCCAUCUGUGGUCUCUGUGGCAACCUCAAUGACAACCCUGAUGACGACCUGCUUCUGCCCAAUGGGAAAAAGCCCAUGAGUCCCAAGGAGUUUGGAAACAGUUACUGGGUAGCUGAUGUACCGGGCUGCUCCCACGAGUGCAAAGAUUGUGCCGUUGUAGACAUCCCCCUUAUAAAGCCCAAAUAUGUCAGCGCCUGUGAUGUCAUUGUGGAUAAGGGUGGUCCCCUCAGAGACUGCAAUGGUAGAGUGGACUCUGAUGAGUACAAAGAAGACUGCAUCUAUGACAUGAUCCUCAACAACGGCCUACUGACGGCAGCCUGUGACAUCAUCACCAACUAUGUGGAAGAGUGUCAGGAGAAAGGAGGGAAAAUUGAGGCCUGGAGGAGUAAAGACUUCUGCCACCUCCCCUGUCCAGAGAACAGUGUCUACAGCCUCUCGGCCUCCGGGUGCCCGGCCACAUGCUACUCCAUGACCUCCGCCCCAGGAUGCACCACUCCUCCAGGGGAGGGCUGUCAAUGCAAACCUGGUUUCCUGAUGAGUGAUGACAAGUGUGUCCACGUGAAGAACUGUGGCUGUCACCACAAGGGUCGCUACUUUGUGAACGGCGAGGUCUUCUAUAAGGAGGAGAACUGCCACCACCGCUGCAGCUGUAACUCCGGCGAGAUGGCCUGUGAGGUGGCGCCCUGCGGUCCAAAGACCACUUGUGCGGUGGUGAAGGGGGUCACCCCGAGCCCCGAGGUAGUGAAAGGCAGUCGUCUGACUCUGACCUGCAACAAUAACGCCAACCCUGCAGCAGAGACCUACACCUGGUUUCAGAGGACAGGAACGCUAACUUCACUAAGAUUAGGGAUGGGGAAAGAACACACCUUCAAAGAAAUAGAUUCUGAUGACAGUGGACUGUACUUCUGUUUGGCCCAGAAUGCCCUUGGAUCACAGAACUUUACAGAACUGGAGUUGAAAGUUAAAGAAUCAGCCCAUUUAAUGGUGGUCCUGGCAGCAUUGGAGGCUCUCUUCCUUGUCACAGCAGGGAUUGUGGUGCUCUACAUUUACAUAAAAAGACGGAAUUGGAACAGGGCCGAGAUGAAGCUUCCGACCAAACCAGUCCCCAGGUAG
This is a messenger RNA of Salvelinus namaycush (lake trout), 14046 nucleotides long. RefSeq names its product IgGFc-binding protein-like. NCBI's taxonomy places the organism in Eukaryota, Metazoa, Chordata, Actinopteri, Salmoniformes, Salmonidae. The record is from RefSeq and is a predicted model, not a curated record. Gene Ontology annotation, molecular function: protein binding. The transcript is spliced from 35 exons. Bases 1 to 14046 code for a protein of 4681 amino acids.